This is a messenger RNA of Sinocyclocheilus grahami, 1165 nucleotides long. RefSeq names its product regulator of microtubule dynamics protein 2. The record is from RefSeq and is a predicted model, not a curated record. NCBI's taxonomy places the organism in Eukaryota, Metazoa, Chordata, Actinopteri, Cypriniformes, Cyprinidae. Bases 1 to 1038 code for a protein of 345 amino acids. Gene Ontology annotation, molecular function: microtubule binding. Gene Ontology annotation, cellular component: mitochondrion; mitotic spindle pole; cytoplasm. The transcript has 12 exons.
AUGUCUUUUACUGUCACUGCAGAGAGUAUCAGGCUUACAGACACGGCACUGAUGUGUAUCUUCUGCUGCUGGUAUGUGAGGCCACUGACAUGCAGCACGUACAGUCUUCCCUCCAUCAUUGCAUGGAGAGGAGACAAGGAAGCAAUCGACUCAUAUGGGCCUGCUGCCAACGGGAAUGCUUUUUAUAUAGUGAGUUGUGACAUCAUGGGGGCACUGGGGAAAACACAUUUUAAGCAUGUUGUUUUGCCUGAGCUUCCUGAGAGGUAUAUAACGGCACUGGCAGAUUCUGAGGAGGAGGAAAGUGACGAUGACCGAAAGCCACUGCAGGAACCAGUGGAUGAGCUCACGGCCCUGCUGCGGAAAGCAGACCGACUGCACAGCUGUAACGGGGCCGAGAAAGCACAAGGCCUGAAUGCUCUGCUGGAGAGGAAAGCAGAGUUCGAUCAGAAGUGCCAGUACCUUUGGCGGUUGUCCAGAGCCUAUGCAGACGCACAUGAUUUUGCUGUAGACCUUGCAGAGAAGAAGAGCUGCGCUGAGAAUGGAAAAAAAGUGGGUGAAGAGGCAAUUUCCUUCAAUCCACAGUGUGCUGAAGGUCAUCAGUGGUAUGCUAUACUCUGUGGGCUCUUGUCAGAAUAUGAAUCUAUUCAGAAUAAAAUAAAAAAUGGUUAUCUUUUUAAGGAUCAUCUGGAUAAAGCAAUUGAGCUGAAACCUGAAGAUCCUCUGUCGUAUUACUUGCUGGGCCGCUGGUGUUAUGCUGUGUCACAAUGUACGUGGAUAGAGAGGAAAAUCGCUGCUACAUUGUUUGGAGAGCCACCCAGUGCCACAGUCCAGGAUGCCCUGCAGAACUUCCUCAAGGUAGAAGAGAUCAGUCCCAAGUAUUCAAAAUUCAACUAUGUGUUUUUAGCCAAGUGUUACAAAGACUUGGGUCAGAGGAGUCAAGCCCAACAGAUGUGUGACGCUGCCUCUGCAAUGAACAUUCAGACUAAAGAGGAUGAGGAGGCACAGAAGGAAUUGGACUCUUUUGUUGCAUCACUUUAACAAGUCUCCAACAAAAGCUGUCUGUCUUUGUGUUCCGUCUCUUUGAACUCAACUGUGACUGGACUGUAGCUGUUUACCCACAAACCAACAUAUGAACUACUAAUGUUGGGCAGGCCACGUUAUUCCU